GCCUUAUCGCGAGACCAGCAGCUCCACAGGGUCUGCGCUGUGCUGUCAUUGCUGGCAUCAAAAUCCGAGGACUGGACUGUGGAGAAAGCUUCCCCCAGCCCAGCCCAGCCUCCAACUGUCCAACAAGCUCCUGCCCAAUCCCGCCCGAGUUUUUCGGCCCUUGUUUGUCGCAGCUGCAGGUAGGACUGGAGGCUGCCGGAAUUUCAAGGCCUGCAGCCGUCCACGCCGUCAUCCACUCACGGUCCGCCCAACCAACCGCCUGUGACCUGAAAACCCGAUCGCCUUCAGUAUUAUGGAUCCUAGGCACUCGGCUUCGUUGUCACAUCCAAAUUCUAGCAACGCAGCCUCCUCGCGAACCCCCUUUCCACCAGAACCUGCAGCUUCUGCGCCGCCAUUUCAUCAGCCUUAUGCCCGAAGAAGCCCGGCGCUAGAUUCACAGGCGUCCGCCCGUCCGCGACGACUGUCUGACGCACCUCAACAACCACCGCCGACCGCAACGCGAUCGUAUUCUCUCGACCAGGCGACGAAUCAUCCACGCGCCGCGUCUCUGACAGCCAGCAGAGACCGCGACCUUGGUCGCAACAUGGCGCAGCCAAACUCACCGCCCCAGCAGGGCGCGCACAAUCCACAUCACCCUCAUCAACAACCGCCGCACGCCAUGCCGGGUUAUGGUUCGGGUCCGCCUGCACCUCGGGCGCCGUCCCUAACAGUCGGGCCUCAGUCGUCCUUCGGAGGCGGACGUGAGCUCCCUGCACUAAGCUCACUCACUGGAAGGCAUGGACUUCCUGGAGGUUCCAUGUCUAUCUCUUCCCUGUUGGGUGGUUCGCAUCUUCAGCAGGGGCAGUAUUCUCAUUCGACAGCACCACCUCCUGGGUCAGCCUCGAGCUUCGCACCGCCGGCGCACGGGUCGCCGCAGAUGCAGUCCGCGUCGACAGACUUCCCAUCAUUUCGACGCCCCCAAACGCCCGAUCACCAACGACCAUAUGACCCUCGGGGUAGCGCUGCGCCGUCUCCACGUGGGCCAUCGUACGCAACGCCCGACGUCCCCCGAUAUAAUACACCGCAAGCGACAUACCAUGCACGGCACAUGUCGGCUUCUGCCGACUCAUCGCGCGACCCUGCAAGGAUGGCAGGAGCUAUCGCUGGGCCGCCCCCGCGACCGAACAGUCAGCCCAAGUACCCAGGGAUGCCUCCGCGGCCAGAAGAUCGAUAUGGCCGACGAGAGGAGGUGGGCAGGCCCUACCCAGGUCCUGAGUACAAUCCGGAGCGGGUAGGAUUACGACCGGGCUACCCACACGACGAGCGGUUUCGAGCCGAGCGCGAGCGGCAGUACGAGAUGGAGCAACGGCAGCAGGAGCGUCGAGAGGUGGAGAGGCGAGAGCGUGCUUAUUCGGGCAGUGAUUCGGGACGACAUCCACUCCAUCAACAUGAUGCAUCAAGGGGCCAACCUCAGUAUCGCGAUCCCCGGGAGGCUGCCAGAUGGGGUCCCAGGCAAGGUGACCCAAAUUUCAGGGCUCCCAUGGAGCAUCAGCGAGCGCCCGACUACCCGCCGAACACCUCGGCGCCGUUUCCAGGGCAAGGGAGCCACAUUACGUCCCCCCCCGAUCGCUUUCCACCAAACCAUAUGCCUCACCAGCAGCACCAACAGCAACAGCACCAGCCCCAGCCUCAGCCCCAGCCUCAGGGCCACCAACCGCCUGGUGGACAACAACCCUAUGAAUCCUCACCCGAGCGCGCCCGGAUGGGCCUACUACCGCAGCACCAGCAGGCGCAGCCGCCUUUGCACGCGCACGCGCACGCGCACGCUGGUCCGCGCGGUAGACCGGGGGAUGAAGCACCGCCCCAAGCACCACCGCCCGGCGCCUACCAUGUGCAAGGAGACGGCCUGUACGACGGCGCGCGGCACCGGAACAGCGAGGACGCAACGGCUGGCAUGGGGCAUCAGCGCAAUCUGUUGGCUAUUCAGCAGGAGAACCGCAAGGGCCGCCUAUCGCCUCUGCCCCAAGCUGUCCAGGGCGCACAACCACAGCAACCAAGUCCAGCUGGCGAGCCCGGUAUCAAGAAUGAGUUCGGACGCAUGUUCUCUGGAAUUGGCAGCGGUGUGAGCGGGCUCGGUGGUUCCAGCCCCAUAACUGGAUCCUCGGGGCCGUUCACGAAUGCUUCGCUUGCUAAGCGCGAAGACCUGGACGCUGAGGCUGGUACAGAGGCUGGCAAAGGCAAAGGCAGGAGGAGGAAGCUCAAGGAUGACGAGAGUCGCGAUGAUGACAGUUCAGGGCGACUGACUCCCGGCCACAAAGCCAAGAAGGCCAAGGGUCAUCCUCAUCAUCACCACCAUCACCAUCACCACCAUCACCACCGGGCGCAAGAGGAGGCCGCACAGCGAGCGAAUGCGCCCCUCAAGAAUGCCAAAGGUGGCACGCCGGCCGACCCUGCGACCGAGCGAAACGGGCUCCCUCACCACCAUCAUCAUCACCACCACCACCAUCACCACGCCCAGCGUAACGGGAACAAACAGGCGGCUCAACCGACGAUGCCCCCCAUCCCGCCCAAGGUUCAGAAGAAGGUGUCCUCAAAGGAGGUCCUGGAGGCGGCCGCCAAGUUUCCUCGACAGCACAUUGGGGACUUUAUCUACAGCUCUGAGUUGAAGCCACAGCGACUGGUGCCGCAACCGCAGAAUUACAGGGGUUUCGCUUCAAGACCCGCUCCGCUUCCGUGGAGCUUGAUCCAGGAUAAGGUCAAUAGUAUUUUGACGGUCAAGGUACCGAGGGUAUUCCUGUCCCGAGAAUCCCGCGAGGAGAUCACGGCCAGAGGCUACCUAUGGGGAACAAAUGUGUACACGGACGACUCGGACGUGAUUGCGGCUUGCAUUCACGGUGGCUGGAUCAUGGGGGAGUGGAAUGAGGAGGUCGACAUGGCGCUGAUCGAUCCCGAGGGCGACAAGAGAAAGCGACGCGACUUUACGCGGGAUGAGCUUAUGUCGGAGCAGCUCGUCAGCGCACCACCUGAGGCCGGACCCAUGCCGAUUCCUGCCGGGCGCGACCUCCACGUUAACGUUCUCAUACUGCCGAGGCUUACCAAGUAUACUGCUACGACGCAAUGGGGCAUCCGCAGCCGCGAGUUUGGCGGCGAGCAUGGUUCGCGACACAUCACCCACGACGGACUGAGCUUCAUGGUUCAUGGAAUACGCUGGGUGGCUAACGGCGCAGAGCCCCAAGCACGACUCCGGGGCAAGGCAAGGCGGGAGCGGAUGCGGAAGGCCAUGCAGGAGACACGCGUGACGCAACAGGCUGGGCGCACGGAGCGCAUCCGCAGCGAUGGGUGGAUGAAGCAGCAGUUGGAGGACAAGGAGAAGAAGAAGGCCACCGGGGAGAUGACCGGUGAGCAAGGGAACGACAACGACAACACUGAGGGCAACAAGGAGAAUCGAGAUGCGAGCGAGCACGCAACGCCGGAAAAGCAGCCCAGCGAGGAGCAGGAGCGCAAGGCGCCCGACGUGGAGAUGAAAGAGGCGCCCGUUGACGGGUCUACCGGGGCCAAGGACUAAGUUGAAUUUGAGACUGUACGAUACGAAACAUCACAUGCGCAUGGAGUUGAGAGAUUGGAAAAGCCCAUAUGAUUUAUGCUUGUCUGCAGCGACGGAGCCUGGGUGAUUGGGUAUGCGAUAUAUCCCGUCGAUAUGAAUUAUUACACGUAAUCAUACAUGGUUUACAUGGUGCCAAGUGUUGCGAUUCCUCCACGCCACGCCAUCUAGACCCAGCGUAUCUUGGUCGUCUUG
Molecule: messenger RNA, 3775 nt
Organism: Emericellopsis atlantica
Lineage: Eukaryota; Fungi; Ascomycota; Sordariomycetes; Hypocreales; Bionectriaceae
Product: histone deacetylation protein Rxt3-domain-containing protein
Exons: 2
Coding region: 293-3544 (1083 amino acids)
Source: RefSeq, a predicted model, not a curated record